AUGAAACAGGGAAAGAGAAGAGGAACGUGGCUGCUGGAAGGCGAUCAGUGGCUGAGCUUUAACCUUGGGGCUCUUCAUGUUGGAAAAGCAGAGGGCCCUCAGCCUCCUCUGCUGCGUUUACACACAAAGAGCCAAAGAGGGUCUGAGCCCCCCCUCGCCCCCCUCACACACACAGACUCCACUCGCCGUCUGAGAGACAAGGAAGGUUCAGUGAUGUUCAUGUCGACAGAGCCCUGUGAAAGCCUUUUGAUGUUGCUCCUCUUUUUGAGGGGACCGCAGAAAGGCUGGAGGACUUUUGGAUGUGGUGCCAAGAACAACAAGCGAGGAGGCAGCUGUGUGGACGAGGAGGCGGACCGGCCCACGAAUCAAAGAUGGCUGGCCAAGAAAGGAAAAUAG
Messenger RNA from Xyrichtys novacula (pearly razorfish), 396 nucleotides. The record is from the annotation of a GenBank genome assembly. NCBI's taxonomy places the organism in Eukaryota, Metazoa, Chordata, Actinopteri, Labriformes, Labridae.